GUUGCACCGUCCGUAUGUUUGCUGUUGGUAGCCGCUAACCUACAACGGACUGGCGUGUCGUAAUUUUUGUUAAACGUACCUUAAGUGGACUUCUCCUCAAUCAAGAUGUCUCGGGGUUCUAUCGAGAUCCCUUUGCGGGACACGGAUGAGGUUAUUGAGCUCGACUUUGACCAGCUGCCAGAAGGAGACGAAGUCAUCAGUAUCCUGAAGCAGGAACACACACAGCUGCACAUAUGGAUUGCCUUGGCAUUGGAGUACUACAAGCAGGGCAAAACAGAAGACUUUGUCAAGCUGUUAGAGGCAGCGCGUAUUGAUGGAAACCUCGACUACAGAGACCAUGAAAAGGACCAGAUGACCUGUUUGGAUACAUUAGCAGCUUACUAUGUCCAGCAAGCGCGUAAAGAGAAAAACAAAGAUGCCAAGAAAGAGCUCAUUACACAGGCCACGCUGCUUUAUACAAUGGCAGACAAGAUCAUCAUGUACGAUCAGAACCAUUUGCUGGGAAGAGCCUGUUUCUGCCUUCUGGAAGGAGACAAAAUGGACCAAGCCGAUGCUCAGUUCCACUUUGUGCUCAACCAGUCCACCAAUAACAUCCCAGCUUUGCUCGGUAAGGCUUGCAUUUCCUUCAACAAAAAGGAUUAUAGAGGAGCGCUGGCGUACUAAAAGGCUCUACGUACAAAUCCUGGCUGCCAGGUAAGCACUGAGGUCCGGCUCGGGAUGGGACAUUUUGUCAAGCUCAAUAAACUAGAGAAAGCUCGCCUGGCUUUUGGUCGAGCCCUAGAGCUCAUCAAAUGUGUGGGAGCGCUUGUUGGCCUUGCAGUUUUAGAGCUAAACAACAAGGAGGCAGAUUCUAUAAAGAAUGGAGUCCAGCUGCUAUCCCGGGCUUACACCAUUGAUCCCAGCAACCCCAUGGUGCUGAACCAUCUCGCCAACCACUUCUUCUUUAAAAAGGACUAUAGUAAAGUGCAGCAUCUGGCACUCCAUGCUUUCCAUAACACUGAAGUCGAGGCAAUGCAGGCUGAGAGUUGCUACCAGUUAGCUCGCUCCUUUCAUGUGCAGGAGGACUAUGACCAAGCCUUUCAGUAUUAUUACCAGGCCACUCAGUUUGCCUCAUCCACUUUUGUAUUACCUUUCUUUGGCCUCGGUCAAAUGUAUGUCUAUCGAAGAGACAAAGAAAACGCAGCUCAGUGCUUUGAAAAGGUUUUAAAGGCCUACCCCAACAACUAUGAGACAAUGAAAAUUCUGGGGUCUCUCUAUGCAACAUCUGACGAUCAGGAAAAGAGAGACAUCGCCAAAGGUCAUUUGAAGAAGGUAACAGAGCAGUACCCAGAUGAUGUGGAAGCGUGGAUUGAACUGGCUCAGAUUUUGGAGCAGACUGACAUUCAGGGAGCUUUGUCUGCCUAUGGCACAGCCACUCGCAUCCUACAGGAGAAGGUGCAGGCAGAUGUUCCCCCUGAGAUCCUCAACAACCUGGGUGCCCUUCAUUUCAGACUGGGAAACCUGGGAGAAGCUAAGAAAUACUUCCUUGCAUCUCUGGAACGGGCCAAAGCUGAGGGAGAGCAUGAUGAGCAUUACUACAAUGCCAUUUCUGUCACCACCUCCUACAAUCUGGCCCGGCUGUAUGAAGCAAUGUGUGAAUUCCACGAGGCUGAGAAACUCUACAAAAACAUCCUCAGAGAGCAUCCCAACUAUGUGGACUGUUAUUUGCGCCUUGGAGCCAUGGCUCGUGAUAAAGGAAAUUUCUAUGAGGCCUCUGACUGGUUCAAAGAAGCCUGUCAGAUUAAUCAGGAUCAUCCAGACGCCUGGUCUCUGAUAGGAAAUCUUCACUUGGCUAAACAGGAAUGGGGACCGGGUCAGAAGAAGUUUGAGCGUAUUCUGAAGCAGCCGUCUACACAAAAUGACACCUAUUCCAUGCUGGCUCUGGGUAACGUGUGGUUGCAGACCCUGCACCAGCCCACCAGAGACAGGGAGAAGGAAAAGAGACACCAGGAUCGAGCCCUGGCAAUAUACAAGCAAGUCCUGCGAAACGACUCCAAGAAUCUCUAUGCUGCCAAUGGCAUCGGUGCCGUCCUGGCUCAUAAGGGCUACUUCAGAGGGCUCGUGAUGUGUUCGCUACAGGUGAGGGAGGCCACAGCGGACAUCAGUGACGUCUGGCUUAAUCUGGCCCACAUCUACGUUGAACAAAAGCAGUACAUCAGCGCUGUGCAGAUGUAUGAGAACUGCCUGAAGAAAUUUUACAAAUAUCAAAACACAGAGGUGCUGCUGUAUCUUGCAAGGGCACUCUUCAAAUGUGGGAAACUGCAAGAGUGCAAGCAGAUGCUUCUCAAGGCUCGUCAUGUCGCGCCCAGUGACACUGUGCUGAUGUUCAACGUGGCCCUGGUCCUCCAGAGGCUGGCUACACUGGUCCUGAAGGAUGAGAAGUGCAACUUGAAGGCCGUACUCAGUGCUGUCAAAGAACUGGAACUGGCUCACAGGUAUUUCAGCUACCUCAGCAAGGCUGGAGACAAGAUGAGGUUUGACCUCGCUCUUGCUGCCUCUGAAGCAAGGCAGUGCUCUGAUCUGCUGAGUCAAGCUCAGUACCAUGUGGCACGGGCCAGGAAGCAGGAUGAGGAGGAGAAGGAGCUUCGGGCCAAACAAGAACGAAGGGACCUACUGCGCCAGCAGAUGAUGAAAGAGCAGGAGGAAAAGCGCAACAGGGAGGCUGAGGAGCAGAAGAAGCUGCUGGAGCAGAGAGCUUUGUAUGUGGCGAGACCAAAAACUCUCACCUUUGCAGAAGGAUCCAAGGAGGCAGCUAAAGAAAAAGAAAAGGGAGGUGGACGUCGUAAGAAAGGAGGCGAUAUGGAUGAAUUCGUCAAUGACGAUUCUGAUGAGGACCUGCCAGUGAAGAAGAAGAAGAAAAGAAGGUGCAGUGGCAGCGAACAGGAGGAGACUGAGGAUGGAGAGAAGAAGUCACGUAAAAGAGGAAGAGUAAACCUGGUUGUGUGUUUCAGACCUGCUAAAGGAGGAGAUGAAGACAGUGAUGAUGAGGGGAGAUCACGUCCUAAGAAACAACGUAAACCAAAGGAACGCAAGAAGUUUGAAAAGCCUCAGCCUGAGCGUCUACCACCUUCUCAAGGAAAGAUCAAGUCGAAGGCUAUUAUCUCCUCCUCUGAUCCUCUUCAGAUGAGGUAUGGCCUGAAAAUAGCUGAGGACAGACACAGAGACAGCGGUUCAGGAUCUGAUGACGAGGUCAGCCACAGGAAGCGCAUUGCAUCAGACAGCGAUUCCGACGCCGGUAGGAAACGUUAUGGUAGCGCGGGCAGCCCACAGCGCUCAGCAGGCUCAGACGAUGACGACUCAGGCAGCGAUCAGCCGGUGAAGAAGAGGAGAGUGCAACGGCAGUCGGACUCAGAGCAGUCAGAUAAUGAGAGUAAGAGGAGCCGGUCGGGAUCAGACGACGAAUCGCGACCCGGAUCACCUGCUGCAGCGUCGGAUAGAGGAUGAAGCGGAUCUGGUAACGAAGGUUCCCCACGGCGUCUGACAACGGCUCAGAAAGAGGGCUCCAACAACGAGGACGAUGACAGCGAUUAAAUGGUAAUUGUCCCAAAGACUCAUCCCAAGUAGUGCUGAGAAAUCAGUUCUGUAUCACCAUUUUUGUUCUGUUUAAAAGCAGGGAUUUCUGUCUGUAUUUGGUCUUUAAAUUAGCAUAGAAUUUUUUUUUUUUUUUUGCACCAGCCAGGGUGUAUUAUUCAUGUCUUAUCAGAAUGUCUUUUCACAACUCCUGUACUUUGUACACGUUUUGUUAGGGAUAGAUAAAAAAAAAAAAAGCUUCAAAGCAUAAGGUUGUUAUCAUCUAUUUUCUAUGUCAGGUGGUCAGAUGAAACAAUGACCCAAUGAGCAAAUGGAGUGAAGAAAAUGUCAAAUAAAAGGACAAACUGUUGUGUAAGAGGUUA
Sphaeramia orbicularis (orbiculate cardinalfish) is the source of this 3932-nucleotide messenger RNA. RefSeq names its product CTR9 component of Paf1/RNA polymerase II complex (gene ctr9). Gene Ontology annotation, biological process: transcription elongation by RNA polymerase II; regulation of DNA-templated transcription. NCBI's taxonomy places the organism in Eukaryota, Metazoa, Chordata, Actinopteri, Kurtiformes, Apogonidae. Gene Ontology annotation, cellular component: Cdc73/Paf1 complex. Gene Ontology annotation, molecular function: RNA polymerase II complex binding. The record is from RefSeq and is a predicted model, not a curated record.